AAUCUUUUGUGGGUGCGUGAGAGAGAGAGAGAGAGAGAGAGAGAGAGAGAUCUCCAAAUCCAAACCAUGAUUUCUUCUUCAUCUUCAUUCUCAUCUCAACUGGACCCUUCCUUCCAAAUCCCAGCAAGCAGAGUCACAGUUAAUCCACCAGACCAACCGACCCAUCAUCUUCCCCAGAAAUUCCACCAAAUUGGCUUCACCAAGAAACCAAAGCAGCAGCCUGUCUCUCCGGUUCUCUUCUCAACGGCGUCUGAUAAACCACCGAUUGUUCUUCUCCGCAAGUCUGUCGUCCCCUUUGCCGCUUCCAUUGCCAUUCUUCUCUCCUCCAAUCCGGCUAAAGCGGGGUUUCUUUCGGGGUUCCCUGGAAUUGAAUCAGUCCCUGGCCCUCAGUUACCUUCCAUCGAGUUUCUCAAUCGCUUCAACGAAGAGAAUCAGAAGAAGUAUGCUGAAGCUGAUUCAAGAUUCAAAGAGUCUCCCCUGCUCAAGAAGCUACUUGAGAAGUCCAAGCUCAACAAAGAGAAGAACAAGCAGGAAAUUCUUGACAAGUACUGCCUUCGCGGGGCAGAGUGGGGCGUCGGGGACUGUUCAACAGAGGGAAUGACGCCCGAUGAGAGGGACAACUUCAUUGCCAUGUUGAAGCAGAAGGCUGGCAUUGAAUGAGCGAAAUAUCUGCACUAUCCACUCCAUUCAUGGUUAAAUCUUUUGUAAGCUUAUUAUAUUCUUUGUGUUUUAAUUUUUAAUAAAACUAAUGUACUACUAAUUAUCAACAAUAAAAAACAUUAAUUUCUUAGGAGGAAACGUUAUUAA
Molecule: messenger RNA, 807 nt
Organism: Diospyros lotus (date-plum)
Lineage: Eukaryota; Viridiplantae; Streptophyta; Magnoliopsida; Ericales; Ebenaceae
Exons: 4
Coding region: 67-660 (197 amino acids)
Source: RefSeq, a predicted model, not a curated record